GCAGAACAACGCGGAACUCCCCGGGAAUAGUUCUGAAAGGGUUUUGUAAAAUAACGUGUUAGUUUGUAGAGUUAAAUAUUGUCGUCUGAAAGCAGAUUACCUUGUUUACGUGUUUAUUCAUUAAACCUCUCAGCUAACGUCGGAACCGUCAGCUCCUCCUGUAUAAUCAUGUUUAUUAGCCUCAGGCUGGCAGCUCUGUGUUUCUGGGUCCUGCUGCUGGAUUUAUGUGGAAUAAUAAAAACACUCGGACAAUCAAACGGGUCGGGUGUCGUCAGAGUGGUUGUGAAAGAAGGGAGUGACGCCAUUUUACCCUGUUCCCUCAGCACCAAGGAGAACGCUGAGUCAAAGCUCUUUGACUGGAAGAAAGAUGGUCCGAAGGAGGUUUUCUUUUAUGAUGCAGGCCUUCAUUCUAAUAACGGCCGUCCAGGUCAAGAUCAGCAGUUCAAAGGUCGCGUCUCACAUUUUCAAGAUGAUCUGAAGUACGGCAACGCCUCCAUCAUCAUCAGAAAUACGAAGUUGACCGACAGUGGAGACUACAGCUGUGAUUUUCCACGUCUUCAGCCAAGACAGAUAUUCCACAUUCAGCUUGUUGUUGUCGGAGCAUCUCCAAAGCCGUAUGUUACAAUACUUGAUGAAAUGAAGGACUGGGCCCUGCUGCAGUGUGAAGUUAGAGGUGCUUCUUCAAAACCUACAGUAGAGUGGCAGGACAGUGCUGGAAACAAACUUCCUGCUGAGGAGCCACAGGUCUCAGAAAGAGGAGGCAGCUUCUACAUCACUGUCAACACUACUGUGAAGAAGACCGACCACUAUCGCUGUGUAGCCACACAGGAGGAGAUCAAACAUCAGAUUCAUACUGAGACCUUUGUCUAUAUCGGCGAGAAACUGUUCAGCAGUGGGGACGUCACAGGAUGGUUUUUUGGUGGAAUCAUUUUGGGAGCUGUAAUUCUUGCUGCAGUUCUAGUUUUGCUUGUAGCUGCAAAGUUCAUCACAGUACGCCGUAAUAAAGGAGCAGCUAAAGAGAGACAUGAAAACGGGGAGGGAGAGAUUAUGACAUAGAGAACAGGGUCUGUACCAGCAGGUGAGCGGCCGUUAUGUUUAUAUUUACAUUUAUAAAAACCAAAUUCC
Micropterus dolomieu (smallmouth bass) is the source of this 1125-nucleotide messenger RNA. RefSeq names its product butyrophilin subfamily 2 member A1-like. The transcript is spliced from 5 exons. Bases 169 to 1056 code for a protein of 295 amino acids. Lineage: Eukaryota; Metazoa; Chordata; Actinopteri; Centrarchiformes; Centrarchidae. The record is from RefSeq and is a predicted model, not a curated record.